UCUUUUCAUAACCAUACGAGCAGGGUAAACUAUUGGAAAUCUAUAUGGAAACAAAAAGUAUAGACUUUGACAUUAAUUAAGGAAUUACGGAAGACACGACGUUGCUUGGUGCUUUUGAUUAAAAUUACAAUUACAGAAUGAAUCUCAUAUCUACUUUAUCAACUCUAAUCUACAUUUUAGCAGUAAUAUCAACAUGCCAAGCAAUCACGCAACGUCGUAUAUACACUUUAUUCACGAACACCAAAACAUGGAAUGAGGCUAGUGCAAUUUGUAACAGCCAAUUUGGGCAGCUGGUCAAGGUUCAAAGUCAUAGGCAUAUAGAUGAAUUAGAGCAUUUGGACAGCACAGAAUGGGGCAAUCAAAUGAGUAAUGCGGCCCCGUUUUGGACAGGACUUCAUCAGCCAUUCAGCAUGAACAACACAUGGGAGUAUCAAGAUUGUGAGGCUAUGUCCUCUAGUAUUCCUUUCUCAAACGCUCUUUCUGGGGCUAAAUGUGCUACAUUAGAUGGUGUCAAUGAUUUGUCAGAGGCGAAUUGUUCAACUGAGCAUAUAUUUGUUUGUCAACGUUAUGAAGGUGAUUGCUGGUAUGAACCCUUCAUUGGGGAGACAUACACCGCUCCAAUCUAUCAAACGCAAACACUAAGUACAGGACUUGAGGCAAGUGAUUGUGCCAUGGAAUGUCGUUCAGGGAUAAUUACUCCUGAUAUUGAGUGCUGGGGAUUCAUUUAUGACCCUAGUGGAUCGCAAGGUUGCGAGCUGCUUUUCCUUAAUGAGAUUUCGGCAUCAUCAACUUUCCUUACAACAGGCAAAAACUAUUCAGCCGAUCCUGACAUGAUAUUUUACGUGCGGCGUUGUUUUGAAGGUUCGCUUGACAAGAAGACAUACGACUCGUUUUCAAAUAAAGAAGAAGUUCCCGAGACAGAAUGUACCACAGCACUGUAUGGCGGUGAGGAAACAGCUGCUCAAGUUUGCUUUUGCUCAACACAAGAACACCCUCCAAUACCUGAGCCUGUAUCUGUGGAAGAAAAGGCACAGAAGUACAUCGAGGAAUUAACCAUAGACACGUCUAACACAAGUGCCGCUAUCAAUAAACUUACCUCUGCAGAAGACAACAGACCAAGUGCUGUAGGGGUCGGAUUUGUUGGCGUAGGAUUGCUUUCAGCAAUAUUUGGCGGACUAGUCUUGAUGGAUCUCAACGUGUUGUAUGCCGGAUUAAAAGAAUUUUUCAAACUGAUCUGUGACAAUCCAAACCCACAAAGUCCUCAGAGUACUGAAACACCUGUCGAAACAAAUUGUUGAAUUCAAAACUAUAUUGUAACAAUAUAUGAAUAAUGCGACGUGAUAUUUUUUAUGAUUUAGUGAUUGCUUUUUGAAAAUAUGCAGAGCAUUAUGUGCAUUUGUACUCUUAUGCUGCCAGUUCGAAUUUAUUAUAAUUUUAUUCUCUGUCUUCUGUACUAAUUUACCACGUCAGGCGACAACACACUUAUGUACAUGUUCAGAUUAGUUGAUAUUUUCUGGACGUAAAGAUAAAAAAUGCAUGUGGCGUUUAACAUUUGACCAUUUUCAAGAAAACAACAAAAUCAUCACAUUUAAAUGUUACUGGCGUAUGACUUUC
This is a messenger RNA of Ruditapes philippinarum (Manila clam), 1614 nucleotides long. RefSeq lists its product as uncharacterized. Bases 138 to 1298 code for a protein of 386 amino acids. The transcript has 8 exons. Lineage: Eukaryota; Metazoa; Mollusca; Bivalvia; Venerida; Veneridae. The record is from RefSeq and is a predicted model, not a curated record.